Molecule: messenger RNA, 943 nt
Organism: Poeciliopsis prolifica (blackstripe livebearer)
Lineage: Eukaryota; Metazoa; Chordata; Actinopteri; Cyprinodontiformes; Poeciliidae
Product: CD276 antigen-like
Exons: 5
Coding region: 92-901 (269 amino acids)
Source: RefSeq, a predicted model, not a curated record
UCAGAAAUCUGCUCUUUAUCAGACAGACAAACGUCAUGGGAUUUGUUCUCAUCUUCUGGAUGAUCAGUUUGCUGCCCGUCGCAGAUCAAGGAUGAAGAUGAUGUCCAGCAUCCUGCUGCUCCUCAUCCUCAGCUCAUGUCUCUGUGCAGCAACAUUUGUAGUGAAUGUGACACAGAGCAGCUAUCAGGCAGAGGAGAAGCAGAACAUCACUCUGGAGUGGACCUUCACCACCAAGACUCAGGGAACCUGGAAGAAUCUGUUCAUUAUCUGCAGCUUGGUGAGACCUGAUGAAGAACUAGUUCUCUAUCGGGUCCGUGAAGGAGUUGAGAUUCCAGAGUCUCAGGAUAAACAGUUUUCAGGACGAGUCCAGAGCAACAAAGACGUCCUCAAAGAAGGACGAAUCAGACUCCAUGUGUCCAGACUGAGGACUGAAGACUCUGGUCUGUAUCAGUGUGACGUGAAAACUGAAGAUGGAUUCAACAAUGCAGAUUGUCGACUCAACGUCUUUGUUCCAGUGAAGGUUGUUGGUCAUGAUCCGAUACAUGCAAAGGUUGGAGACGACGUUAUUCUGCCAUGUCAUCUGAAGCCUCCAUUUGAUGUGAAAAAUCUUGCAAUCGAAUGGAAAUUCGAGGGUCAAAUAAUACAUGUGCAUCGCAGCGGAGUUAAAGAUAAUGCAGCUUCAAAUAAAACACACAUUAACCGAACCUUCAUGUUCCCUGAGGAGUUUGAAAAAGGCAACAUUUCCCUCAAAUUGACCAAAGUAACCCAGGAGGAUGGAGGGAAUUAUAUUUGCUUUGUUCCCGACCUGCAAAGUCAAGUCAAUCAGGGAAACGUUACUCUAAUACUUGAUGAAAAUGGACCUCAAGGCAGCUUGACUGAUACUAGAGGUAAAUAUGUUUAACUAGGUAACCAGUGGUUUCUGGCCCUCUGACUCAGUUUCAGA